Molecule: messenger RNA, 1203 nt
Organism: Closterium sp. NIES-65
Lineage: Eukaryota; Viridiplantae; Streptophyta; Zygnematophyceae; Desmidiales; Closteriaceae
Source: the annotation of a GenBank genome assembly
AUGGUCUACGCGUGCGUCGCCGUACUCGUGAUGGAAGCAAUGCGCCACCGGAAAACCCUAGAGGCUAAGAGCACGCUCAAGCUGUACACCUCUUGGAUUUACCACUACAAGAGUCACCUGAGCGGGGCCAGCAUCGGCGAGAUCACACUCCCAUACAUCUUCUUGUACCGACUCGCUAGCACCUCGUUGGUGAACCUGGAAAACCAGCCGGUCGUCAUGGUGAUCGCCGCGCGGAACUCGAAGACAUCCAAGGAUGCACGUAUUCAGCAGAGCUACGCGGCGUGGCACCUCGAAGCGGAGUUGUGCGCCGUCGGCGAGGCCGGCCUGUGGCUGCACUUUAUCCUCGACUGGAUCGGCCAGUUUCACGGCGCCGACCUCAUUCCGCCGGUGGACACCAGCACGCGCGAGCGCUCGUACAAGAAGCACAUGUUCUUUGCCCGCAACGAUGAGGAGCAAAAUGAACUCCCUGCUGCCAGCCACCAGCAAUGGAUGAGGCAGAUGUGGAAGACGAACGGGGUGUUCCGCAAGCGGAACGUCCACGCCGCUCGAGCAGGCAGGGCGCAGGAGAUGGCCAUCGGUGGUACGUAUCGCGCCGAGAUAGCCGAGCUUGGCCACUGGGCGAUCAACAAGAUGACUCGAGCUUACAUCACAGCCAUUUCCGUCGGCGUGGUGAUGAAGAAGGCCGGCUAUUCGGGUGCCAAGCAAGACUACUUCUUGGGUCGCAGUAGGGUGCCACCCUUCGAUGAACUCCUGGAGCUCAUCGCCAAGCACAUCUUCCCCAGCGUUGACGACCUGCUUAAGAAGCCGGGAUUUGUCGACCGCCACACCCUCCUCAAAGGCGCGACGCAUGGAGCACUCGGGAAGAGGAUGCGCCACAUGAUAAAGGUCAUUGAUGCAGUGCGCCAUCUUCCCCGGAGCGACGGCGAGGCCGACACAGAAGCCGUCGUCGCUGCGCUUAACAAGAUCGCGGCACGUGGCAUUGGGACCUUCUCGGAUGCCCUCACUGUGCUCAACGCGGACACCAUAGCGACGUACUCCGAGCCGGGUAAGGGCGUUAAGGGGCUCGGCAAGAGGGAAGUUUCCAAGCUUCGUGUCGCCUGUGCGUUCAUGGCUCGCGGGCUGAAGCCAGAAAAGUGGGUCGCCGAGCUGUUCCCGGACACCUGGAAGGAGCAGAUGAAGAUGACGUUGGCCGACAUGGCCUAG